AUGACUUCCAAAGAAGAACCCAAGCCCUCCUCGGGGGAAGAACGGCGGCGGAGCCCCUUGGAUCACCUCCCACCGCCGGCCAACUCCAACAAGCCCCUCACCCCCUUCAGCAUCGAGGACAUCCUCAACAAGCCCUCGGUGCGGAGGAGUUACACCCUCUGCGGAACGGCCCACCUCCUCUCCGCCGCCGAGAAGCACCCCCCGGCCGGGCUGCCCCUCUCCGGCCGGGCGCUGCUCUCCCAGACCUCGCCCCUCUGCGCCCUGGAAGAGCUGGCCAGCAAGACCUUCAAGGGGCUGGAAGUCAGCGUGCUGCAGGCGGCCGAAGGCAGGGACGGGAUGACGAUCUUCGGGCAGAGGCAAACGCCGAAGAAGCGUCGAAAGUCGCGGACGGCCUUCACCAACCACCAGAUCUACGAGCUGGAGAAGCGGUUCCUCUACCAAAAAUACCUGUCGCCGGCGGACCGGGACCAGAUCGCCCAGCAGCUGGGGCUCACCAACGCCCAGGUCAUCACCUGGUUCCAGAACCGCCGCGCCAAGCUCAAGCGAGACCUGGAGGAGAUGAAGGCCGACGUGGAAUCGGCCAAAAAGCUGGGCCCCAACCCCGCCGUGGACAUCGUGGCCUUGGCCGAGCUGGAGCCCAGCGCCGAGGGAAGGGGCAAGGCGCGGUCCGCUUCCCCGCCGCCGCCCCCCUCCGCCGCCCGGGAGCCCGGCGCCCCGCCGCCGCCCCGCCCCGCCUCGCCCCCCACGGAGCGGCCCCGCAGCCGCCGGGACAGCGAGGAGGAGGAGGAGGAGGAGGAGGAGGACGUGGAGAUCGACGUGGAUGACUGA
This is a messenger RNA of Gavia stellata (red-throated loon), 828 nucleotides long. RefSeq names its product ladybird homeobox 1 (gene LBX1). Bases 1 to 828 code for a protein of 275 amino acids. The transcript has 2 exons. Gene Ontology annotation, biological process: regulation of DNA-templated transcription. NCBI's taxonomy places the organism in Eukaryota, Metazoa, Chordata, Aves, Gaviiformes, Gaviidae. The record is from RefSeq and is a predicted model, not a curated record. Gene Ontology annotation, molecular function: DNA-binding transcription factor activity, RNA polymerase II-specific; DNA binding.